AUGUUCUCCACUCCAGCACAGCUCUUCAGCAUACCCAGGCUCCUCUUUAUCGUUGUAUGCGGCUGCGCUACAGUUCUUGGUGCGCUCGUUCAGAUCGACAACACCAGCCCGCAGAUACAAUAUCAGGGCGCUUGGCAAAUGACAAGCACGCCCGGAGGCGGGGACGUCAAUGACACGCUCGCGUCCUCACAAACCAAAUCGGACACAGCGAUAUUUAAUUUCACCGCCACAGGCACCUCGGUCGCUGUCUACGGUGCCCUGAAGCCCGUUGGGACGUGGAACAUGCAAUCUCAGUACUUCAUGGACGACGCUGCGGUGGUCACAUAUCAGCCGAACUCCGAACUCUCCGGGGAGCAGCAUCAAGUUGUAUUCUACUUCUCGGAGUCGCUCGGCGACGGGCCCCAUUCCCUCAGGAUCGUCAAUAUGGGCGAGCAAUUCUGGCUAGACUUCAUUGCGCUCGAGACGCCUGACACGCCGACGUCUGGCACCCCAACUGCGACGAACCCAAACUCUCCCUCCCCAUCCACUCUGCCUCCUCUCACCGUCACAACGACCCUCGUCCCUACCAUCUCUACCGGGACGUCACCAAGCGCAUUUUCAAGGCCCGCCGUUGUCGCUGGAAUCACAGCGGGUGCCGCUAUUUUACUGGGGAUCCUCGCGGUGGCAGCGUUUUUGUACGUCAGACGGCAUCAUCGAGCACCAGUGACUGCCAAUCUAGACUCUGUCGACCUACUCGGCAGUCCCGACCGUAGUACGACAAAUACCCAGCCGCCUUCGACCCACCAGUCUACUAUGUCGCAGAACCCCCUUGCCUCAUCGUCCUCCCACGCGUCUCUGCUCGUCCCCGCGCCAAACGCAUCCUCGCUCUUUGUAGAGGGCGGCUUCUCGGAUGGCGGGGACAGCACAAGAUCGGGCGAGCGCGUGGAGUAUCAUCGUCCGUUCGCGACGCAGGGCAGAUCUGUCGAUGGCGGCGUACGGCUCAAGGGAGGGCCGCCUGGACAUCACCUGAAUAUCUAUAACACGCCGUCGGAGAUCGGUUUCAAUCAUGCGGAAAGUCUGUUACCGCCGCAGUACGAAAUGCACCCCAUCGAAUAG
Molecule: messenger RNA, 1095 nt
Organism: Trametes versicolor FP-101664 SS1
Lineage: Eukaryota; Fungi; Basidiomycota; Agaricomycetes; Polyporales; Polyporaceae
Exons: 3
Coding region: 1-1095 (364 amino acids)
Source: RefSeq, a predicted model, not a curated record